AUGGGAUCCCUCCCCCCCACCACCGACCUCAUCCUCACCGACCGCGGCGGCAUCAUCGAAAACACACACGCCAUCCACGCCGCCAUCGUCUCCAGCAGCGGUACGCUCCUCUACUCCGUCGGCAACCCCCAUCGCCUCACCCUCGCCCGCUCCGCCGCCAAACCCGCCCAGGCCCUCGCCAUCCUCGAGACGGGCGCCUUCGACCAGUACAACUUCUCCGCCGCCGACCUCGCCCUCGUUUGUUCCUCGCACAGCAGCGAGGAGCGGCACAUCUCCCGCGCCCGAGACAUGCUGGAGCGCGUUGGUGGAGGCAGUAUAAGCGAGAGCGAUCUGCGCUGCGGCGGGCACCCCGCGCUGUCGGAGGCGGUGAACAGGGAGUGGGUUAAGAAGGACUUCGUGCCGGGGCCGCUGUGCAAUAACUGCUCGGGGAAGCACGUCGGGAUGCUGGCGGGGGCGAAGGCCCUCGCUGGCGGUGCUGGCGACUGGGCGGCUACGUACCAUCUGCCUGACAGCCCGAUGCAGCUGCGCGUCAGGGAGUGCGUCGCGGACAUGUGUGGCUUGCCGGCGGAGCAGGUCGCGUGGGCGGUCGAUGGGUGUAACUUGCCGGCGCUGGCGUGCCCGCUGCGGUGCUUGGCGCGGAACUAUGCCCUUGUUGCGGAGGCGGCGGAUGUGGUGAGGAGAGAGGGUCCCGAGGAGGAGGAGGAUGAGGAGGAGAAGGCGUCUUCCCGGGCGAAGGCUAUGGGGCGCAUUUUCGACGCUAUGGUCAAGCAUCCGGAGAUGGUUGCCGGGGAAGGAAGGUUCUGCACCGUUCUGAUGGAGGCGUUUGGGGAUACUGUGAUUGGCAAGCUUGGGGCUGAUGCGUGUUAUGGGGUUGGCGUACGGGCUUCGGGGCGGAGAGGUGCUCUUGGCAUUGCGGUCAAGAUAGAGGAUGGGAAUGAGGAGAUUCUUUAUGCUGCGGCGGCUGAAAUUCUUGAGCAACUGCAGAUUGGCACCGUAGAUAUGCGCCAGAAGUUGGCGAGCUUUCAUCAUCUAGAACGAGUGAAUACUGCGGGUGCUGUUACCGGUAAAGUCUCCUUUCAAUUCAAGGCCACACUCCGGAACGCUUCCAACGUUACCUCUGCACUCGUCACCCUCUUUCAACUCUCCUGGGCGUGGCGCGGCCUUGCGCAAGCUGCCAAUAGUGAGGCUCUGAUCUCGAGCCCUCAUUGCGGCUGGCUUGACUAUAGCCUCAACACGAACAGCUCGGACCUCCAGAGCAUUUUCAUACCGUACACCUAUCGAGACGUUUUCACAUCAGCAAACUACGCUCAGCAGUGUUACGCAUCGAACUCAACAGGCGUCUUAGCUUGCAGCACCUUCGUCAAGAAGAGACUGCCCGUGAAGGUCGUGACGAACGCUAGCUGCCCUUUCGAACAAGAAAUUUGCAAGAGCAAUGACAGAAACCUGCUCCUCGAUACCGGCUACUUGGACAGCCAUGAAGACUUUGGUCUCAAUUCUCCGCCUGAUCAGAGGUCUUACACGAGAUACGACUACGGUCCAGCAGUACUCCAACCUGGCAAUUUUACUUAUCAAUACUCAAACGACUUUUUCUGGGAAUCCACUCAAACACGUUUCACGGCGGCAGCAACAGACUACGAUAUAGGUUCUGCAAGAGCACUUCAAGUGAACGGCUCAAUACUGACAAACAUUUCAACCUUCGAACCGACGCCUGCCCUCCACCGAAAAGACGCAAACAUCUACAUCUUCUUCCUCUCCGCCAACCGCAUCAUCUUCAGCGCGCCCACCACCGACGACUGGUACAGCGCGACGACGCUUCAGGGCUACAUCCAACACGCAUCCGUAGUCGGAAAGGAAGCAGUCUACCGCCAAGACGAAGUCGCGUCCCCGCUAGCCUGCACCGACCAAGAGCAGUUCUGCGACACGAGCCUCCCCGCCGACCGUCAGCAAUGCACGCCGCUGACGAGCUCCAACGACGCGCGGACGCAGGCUGGAGCUCUUCUCGACGGCGGCGACACGGCGUCGGCCAACCGCUUCGACUGGUUCAAGUCCACCAUCUUGAACAAGCCCAGCCCGUACGGCAUCGUGCAGAACCUGGGCACCGCCGCGCUGCUGUCCAGGAGCAGCCUCGGCGUCGGCAUACAGCGGCCGCUGCCGACGAACCAGUGGCAGCUGGACGUGACGCGUUGGUUCGAGACGAGCUUGGCGUCCAUCCAAGGGCUCUUCCUCGACACGGCGACGGGGCCGUCGGACAGCAGGAUGCUGCAGUGGGUGCACAGCCCGGCGAACGCAGAAGAACGGACCCUGUGUCACAGCCAGAAAAUCCUCAGCACAGCAUACAUAUCCUUCUCCCUCUUCGGCCUCAGCCUCAUCCUCGUCCUCGGCACGCUCACCAUCAUCGCCUCCGCCGUCCUCGAGCCCGUCGCCGGCUACGUCCAGCGCCGCCGCGGCUGGAAGGAUUACGCAAGGCUAGAGUGGUGCACCAACGAGACGCUCCAGCUGCAGCGCCUCGCCCACGAGGAGCUCGGCGUCGGGACGUGGUCGCACGCGCUCGACGCCGUGCCGCGGACGGCCAAGGGCGAAGUGCUUGCUGUGCUGGAUUGGGAGGGGGGUGAUAGGGAGCAUCCGCGCUUGCUGGCGGUUGAGAAGGGUGAGGAUGCUGCGGUGGUGGUGGUGGUCGAGGGGGAGGAGGGGGAGGGGGAGGCGAAGACACCUGCGGUCAAUGAGGAGGAGCGGCGUGGGUCGGAGGAGGGCGGUAGUCAGGGGAGUGACGGAGCAUCAUCGGUGUCUUCUGUGGAAAGUUCGCAGGUUUGA
Molecule: messenger RNA, 2811 nt
Organism: Lasiodiplodia theobromae
Lineage: Eukaryota; Fungi; Ascomycota; Dothideomycetes; Botryosphaeriales; Botryosphaeriaceae
Product: L-asparaginase ii protein
Exons: 6
Coding region: 1-2811 (936 amino acids)
Source: RefSeq, a predicted model, not a curated record